Mus caroli (Ryukyu mouse) is the source of this 1919-nucleotide messenger RNA. The record is from RefSeq and is a predicted model, not a curated record. Lineage: Eukaryota; Metazoa; Chordata; Mammalia; Rodentia; Muridae.
CAUUCGGCGAAUCUCAGAGAGGUUUUGCCUGGGAAGGAUAGUAUUAGGCAAAGCUAUAGCUACGCGGUCCUCCAGACCGCGAAGGGGAGCUGGCAGGGGUGCCGUCCCAGCCAAGCGGGGCGCGGGGACCAUGGGUGCCUGGACAUCCAGGACCCGGGUCCCGACGCCGGAGCCCGACCCCCAGGAGGUCCUGGACCUGAGCCGUCUGCCCCCGGAGCUGCUCCUGCUGGUACUGAGCCACGUGCCCCCGCGCACGCUGCUGAUGCACUGCCGCCGAGUGUGCCGCGCCUGGCGCGCCCUGGUGGAUGGCCAGGCCCUAUGGCUGCUGCUGCUGGCCCGGGACCACAGCGCAGCGGGCCGAGCCCUGCUGGCACUAGCCCGCCGCUGUCUGCCCCCUGCCCACGAAGACACGCCCUGCCCGCUGGGCCAAUUCUGCGCACUGAGACCGCUAGGACGCAACCUCAUCAGCAACCCCUGUGGCCAAGAAGGCCUGCGCAAAUGGAUGGUGCGGCACGGUGGGGAUGGAUGGGUGGUGGAGAAGAACAGGAAACCUGUACCUGGGGCCCCUUCACAGACCUGCUUCGUGACUUCCUUCAGCUGGUGUCGCAAGAAGCAGGUCGUGGACCUGGUGGAGAAGGGUCUGUGGCCAGAGCUGCUGGACAGUGGUGGUGUGGAGAUUGCUGUCUCUGACUGGUGGGGAGCUCGACAUGACAGUGGCUGUAAGUACCGUCUCUUUGUCACGCUUCUUGAUGCCCACCAGAACGUCAUAGAUAAGUUCUCCGCUGUGCCAGACCCCAUUGAACAGUGGAACAAUGAUGUCUACCUGCAGGUCACCCACGUGUUCUCCGGCAUCAGGAGGGGCAUACGUUUUAUCUCUUUUGAACACUGGGGCCAGGACACACAGUUCUGGGCUGGCCACUAUGGGGCCAGAGUGACGAACUCCAGUGUGAUCAUACGAGUCUGUCAGUCCUAGUCAAAAGGCCGCCAUUUUGGCAAGACAAUCUGAAUGUGCCUUCCUGGAGCUGUCGGCUGGAAUCCCUCAUGAGUCAAGUACUGUACCUCCCUGGCACAUGAAACUCUGGGAUCCAGUGAAGGGUCCUGCUUGGUCUUGUUUUCAGAGUCUGUAACAUUGAAGCCCUCCAUCAGAUCUACCUAUUGCUGCUGCUUUAGAGCAUGAGUGCCUGGGUGCCUGGAUGCAUGGAUGCCUGGGUUCCUAGAUGCAUGGAUGCCUGGGUGCCUGGAUGCAUGGAUGCAUGGGUGCCUGGAUGCAUAGAUGCAUGGGUGCCUGGAUGCAUGGGUGCAUGCUGGUCUCAGGUCACAAGCGGCCUCUAUUUCAGUUCACUCACCUCUUUGCCCUGUCCCCAGUAUUGAUCCCCCACCCUUUUUUGAGACAGGGCAUCCCAGCUGGCGACAACCCUCCUUUCUGCCUUUGACGCUCACGUGCUGGGACUACAGGCACACAGCAGUAUCACUCAGUCUUGUGCAGUGCUGGGGAUGAGCCCAGGGUUUCGUGCAUGCCAGGCAAACAUUCUACUAUCUGAGCAAUGUCCCCAGUGUCCCCUCUGGUCAUGUCCUGUUUCUGCCUCAGGGAUUGUCUCUGUCCCUUCACUGAGGCCCUCUACUUAGGGCUGAACAUAGGAUUUAUGGCUGUCAGAAUUCCAGCUCCUUUGGGUAAGGAACCAAAGCUCUCUUGGCUAGAGCCAGCCUCCUCAUUGAAGGGUGUUUUAGGGUAUUAUAUCUGCCCACAGAUUUUCUCCAAACAGUUGGGAAGUGCCUAGAGUCCAGGCCCCGAUCAUCAAAGAUGUCUAUAUUGUAUAAUAUUUAAAGUUAUUUUUAAUUUUCUCAAACAAUGAGAGAAUAUCUAUCUGGCAAUAUCUAUCUGCCAAUCUCACUGUAAUAAAUUGAUUAUUUUGCCUAAA